AUCAUUUUUAGCUCUCAACAGAACAAAGAUCUAUUCAGUGAACAUGGUGCGCACAGUUUUCCGAGUUUUUGCAUUGAUGUCGGUUGCCAUGACAUUCUUUGUAGCAGCAACUCCACAAUUGCCAUGGGGUGUACCUGCCAUUAGACCAACAAUCAGUACUGAGAAUAUCGAUGGCCCACAGGGCACCUGUCCUGAGCCCACAGAAGAAUUGAAGGCGUGCAUACGCCAGUGGGGUUGUCAAGAAUUGCUACGUCUCGAUCUGCGUUGCCUGCUAAACUUGAAUGGUAUCCCGCUAGUUGGCAAUGUUUUGGAGGGUUUAUUGGGUGGACUUGGUGGACAGUCUCCAAGACCAGGUGGCGCACAAGGCGGCUUGUUAGGAGGUCCUGGUGGCUUGUUAGGAGGUUCUGGUGGCCUACUCGGAUCACUAUUGGGUUGAUCACACACGUACUAUUAAGUUUAAGCUUUUGCUAAAUUAAAUACAUAGAUAUUCAAUGAGAA
Molecule: messenger RNA, 498 nt
Organism: Rhagoletis pomonella (apple maggot)
Lineage: Eukaryota; Metazoa; Arthropoda; Insecta; Diptera; Tephritidae
Exons: 5
Coding region: 44-436 (130 amino acids)
Source: RefSeq, a predicted model, not a curated record